GCCACCUGUCAGUGUCCAUCAGUGCCUUAUGUCAGUGCUCAUCAGUGCCUCGUGCCAGUGCCCAUCAGUGCCACAUCAGUGCCAUAUAUCAGUGCUCAUCUGAGCUGCCUUUCAGUGUCACCCAUUAGUGCCAGUCAGUGCCACCUAUCAAUGCUAAUCAGUGCCGCCUAUCAGUGCUGCCAAUCAGUGCCGCCUAUCAGUGCCAGUCAGUGCUGUCUAUCAGUGAACAUCAGUGCCGCCUAUCAGUGCCAGUCAUCAGUGCCGGCUAACAGUGCCAGUCAGCGCCGCCUAUCAGUGCCAGUCAGUGCCGCCUAUCAG
Staurois parvus is the source of this 318-nucleotide messenger RNA. Lineage: Eukaryota; Metazoa; Chordata; Amphibia; Anura; Ranidae. The record is from the annotation of a GenBank genome assembly.